Molecule: messenger RNA, 7149 nt
Organism: Colletotrichum aenigma
Lineage: Eukaryota; Fungi; Ascomycota; Sordariomycetes; Glomerellales; Glomerellaceae
Gene: atnA-3
Product: Nonribosomal peptide synthase atnA
Exons: 3
Coding region: 1-7149 (2382 amino acids)
Biological process (GO): secondary metabolite biosynthetic process; amino acid activation for nonribosomal peptide biosynthetic process
Cellular component (GO): cytoplasm
Molecular function (GO): phosphopantetheine binding; catalytic activity
Source: RefSeq, a predicted model, not a curated record
AUGGCCAGCUACGGUCGCGCUUCAUACCCAGAAACGAAAACAGCCGAAACUCUGCUGUUCCGCUCCCACAGAUUUGAGGCCCUUCAAGAGUACGCACACUGUUCAGCUGCCUCUAUAAUUCAGCUUGCUUGUGUCGUAGCAUUGAAGGCAUACGCAUCAGUUGAGUCCAUCAACUUCUUAGGAGAGGAUCAGAAGUGGUUACUUUGGAACACUCCCUUGUCCCCAAAGAGCCGCAUCUUCGAACUUCUCUGCAAGCCAAAGGUUGCAAGUGCCGACUCUGUGACUAUCUCGAAGGCCAAUCUCACAGAGUAUGCUCUCAUUGUAUCGUCCUUCCGUGAUGGAUGUCCCCUGGACAUGGCACAAGAGGCCCUUCCGUCUCUACAUGCUGUGAAAACCGUACACCCGCAGACAGUCAUGGCCUUUACUGCGGGCCAAGAUCCGCUCUCUCAUAGUCUUCUUGUACGAUGCGAAUAUUCAGAGACGACCCACUCAGACUGGCGUGCGAGAAAGAUACUAUCAACAUUUCGCAAUGCACUCGAAAGCAUCAUCGCCCAGCCGAAUGCCAAUUUGUGUGAUCUCGAUCUCCUGGAUGAAGGCGACCAUCACCAAUACAAUGUCUGGAACCAGCUCCACUCGGAUCAUGAAAAAGUCUCUGUACAAGACAUGAUUGCAAGUCAUGUUCAUGGGUCACCUCUGAACAUAGCUGUUGAUGCGUGGGAUGGUACUCUGUCUUACGCAGAGUUAGACGAGAAGUCAAGCAAUAUCGCCAACGAGCUUGUCAGGCGAGGCGUCCGAGCCGAGUCCAAGGUUGCUCUAUUAUUCGAGAAGAGUGUAUGGAACAUUGUGGCAACGGUGGCUGUUCUCAAAGCCGGCGGUGCGUUUGUGCCCUUGGAUCCAUUCCAGCCGGACGGCCGAAUCUCAAACCUCCUCGAUAAGAUUCAGCCAAAGACUGUGCUGAGCUCCAAGACAUACACCGAGCGUUUACGUGCGCUAUCGAGAAACAUUCUGUGCGUUGAAGAGCAAUCAACACAGCAGCUAUUUGGGCUUGCAACUGCACCCUUUCCUUCACCAAGACCUUGGGAUCUGGCUUACAUCAUGUUCACUUCCGGAAGCACCGGAGAACCAAAAGGGGUGAUGGUUGACAAUGCCGCCUGCUCUUCCAGUAUCGCCGCCCACGGAAAAGCCACAGGAUUCAACAGACAGACGAGGGUCAUCCAAUACGCUCGUCAUACCUUCGACGCGUCUAUCGCCGAAAUCCUCACGACUCUCAGCUUCGGUGGCUGCAUUGUUAUCCCGUCUGAAGACGAGAGAUUGAACGAAAUCACCAGUGUCAUGAAGCUAAAGAGGGUAAAUUGGGCAUUCUUUACGCCUUCUGUGAUCCGACUUCUUGAACCGUCCGAGUUACCCGGACUGACAACCUUGUUAUUGGGCGGCGAAGCUGUCGGUCAAGAUAAUAUCGAGAAAUGGGGGCGCGGACGCAGUCUCAUCAAUGCAUUUGGGCCUACUGAGAACACUGUCUUCUCGACUAUGCACCUUGUUCGAUCCAAUGGGAACCCCGGAGUUAUAGGACGUGGGAUUGGAACCUUUUGCUGGAUCGUCGUACCAGACGACCCUACUCGGUUGUCACCUCUUGGUGCCGUUGGAGAGCUGGUUCUUGAAGGUCCCCAGCUGGCGAGGGGCUACCUGAAUUUUGAGGAGGGCGAAGGGCCUAACAAUGCCUUCGUUCGUGAUCCUCCUUGGCUCGCCAACACAAUCGACGAGGACGGCUUUAUCGGACAGGGGACUUGUGCCGCUUUGACCAGAAUGCGGCUGGAAGCCUCCGAAGUUGAAUAUCAUCUGCGCUCAGCGUUUAAGACUCAGAGUGUUGUUGUGGACGUCGUCACGAGGCCAAGUUAUGGAUCGAAAAAGAACGCCAAAGUGCUGGUGGCCUUCAUUUGCCAACGAGGAAACGCCGGGAGUGACUCCGUCGAUGGCAGAUACGUCAUGCCCAGACAGAUUACAGCUCUUCGGAAGAUGAUACCGAAGGUUGAAGCUAUGAUUUCCAGCGUUCUUCCCUCCUGGAUGUGUCCCUCCCUCUACAUACCUCUUUUUAGCCUGCCUCUCACCACCAAUGGCAAGGUUGAUCUCAAGCGUUUACGCCGGGAAGUUGACGACCUCCGUCCAGAGCAGUUCUAUGGUUUCUCUGAGUUGGGCCUGGAGGAUGACACUGAAGAAGCUGCGAACGAGAAUACCGAGCUCCAACACGUAAUGCGCGGUCUUUGGGCCGGCGUUCUCGGAAUCUCCGAGGGCAUGCUAUCGGCCAGCAGCAAUUUCUUACGCCUCGGUGGAGAUUCUAUGGCCGUGAUAUCGCUAGUGUCGGCUGCGCGUAAAAGCGGCCUCGCGCUGGAAUUCGCACAAGUCUUCAAGAAUCCAAUCUUGGGAGACCUCUGUCAGCUUCCCCUGCUCCAGUCCAAGAAGUCCAUGAUUACUACACGACCCAUGGAACUUCUAGAUGGGGAAUCUGUGGCUCUUACAGAGAUUGCCGAGGAGUGUUCCAUCAUUAUAGAGGACAUUGAAGACGCUUUUCCCUGCACACCCCUACAGGAGGGUCUCAUGGCCAUGUCUUCCACAACUGCCAAUUCAUUCCUGGUCCAGUAUGUGCUUCAGCUUGGGGCAGAUGUCGAUGUCGCAAGCUUGAAAAACGCGUGGAAUCUAGUUUCCAAAUCACACGGCAUCCUACGCACUCGUCUGGUAGACACAUCGACAUCUGGCAUCCAGCAAGUUGUCGUACGCGAGGCCCUGCGUUGGAAUGAAAGCUUCAAUCUUGAUGAAUAUCUAGACUUUGACCUGAAGAAGGUGUCAAAAUUCGGGGUUCCGCUCAAUCGAUACGGCAUCAUCUAUGAUACCAAUGGUCUAGCAUCGAGCAUGGUCUGGACUGUGCAUCACGCUAUUGUCGAUGGUCACUCUGUCGGACUCACCCUGCGGGCAGUGAGGGACGCCUUCACAAAUUCUUUUGAAGCUACGAAAGCUUCUUUCUCUUCAUUCAUCAAAUUUUCCCGGACUUCAGCAUCAGAAUUGUCAACUCAAUAUUGGAAGUCAGUCUUUGAGGGAGGAGAGUAUGAGCAAUUCCCAAGGAAGCCGCCUUGCAUUGUUUCUGCCAACGCGAAUCCAGAGAAAGCAUUCGUUCUUCGUAAUAUGGCCCUUCCCACAUCCGGCUUGGAUGUGACUGCGACAACUAUCUUGCGUGCAGCCUGGGCACUUGUCAUCAGCCGCUUCAGCGGGUCCAGCAAUGCCGUCUUUGGGGUCACGUCAUCGGGAAGGAAUGCUUCAUUUGACGGAAUCGAGACCGUUAUGGGUCCAGUCAUUGCGACUGUUCCGUUGCGGGUUAAUUGUGAUCGAAGUCAGACCGUGAUCGAUUUUCUCACCGGGCUUCAGACGGCCACUAUCGACAUGAUCCCCUUCGAGCAGAUGGGCAUCCAGAACAUAUCUCGCAUAGAUGCCAAAUGCAAGGCCGCCUGUGAGUUUCAGAGCAUGAUGAUCAUUCAGCCUGAAGUGGACAUGGCCAUGGAUGGUGCCCCUUUCACUGCUUUUGAGCGACCACAAGACAUUGACAAAUUCAACUCCCACGCCGUCAUGGUUGAGUGCAGUCUCCAGGAGACUUCGGUUCACGUCAACUUCAACUAUGACACCGAGUACCUUGACCAUUCCCAAGCUUCCAGACUGGUGGACUAUUUCGACACUGCACUGGAGUUCUUAGUCGCAAGUCAAACCACACGUCUCGAGACAUUCUUUGCCCAACCUUCGGCCGAAGAUAUCAAGCAGAUGCAAGCUUGGAACCAAAAACGGCCCUACACCACCGAAGCCUGCGUUCAUCAAUUGUUUGAGACUCAAGCCCAGAUCCAACCAAAUGCACAGGCAAUCUUUUCUUGGGAUGGAUAUCUCAGCUUUUCGGAACUUGACAAGAAAGCUUCACAAUUGGCUCGAGUUCUUGUGGAUUUGGGUGUUGGCCCAGAGAGCAAAGUGGUGUAUUGCUUCGAAAAGACUCUCUACACUGUUGUGUCUAUGCUGGCUAUCCUGAAGGCUGGGGGCGCAAUGGUUCCCCUCGACCCUGCCUACCCAUUGGAGCGCAAAUCUUGCAUUGUCCAGAGCGUUGUCGCUAAAGUUGUCGUGGUAUCUUCCUCUCAAGCAGAUUCAUUCUCUGGAUUAGACACUCCAGUAGUGACCGUGAAUCGGGCUCUGUUAGAGAACAUGGACAAGCUGCACGUUGAAGCCUUCUCGAGCGCAGAAGUCCGACCUCACCAUGCUGCCACAGUUCUGUUCACCUCUGGCAGUACGGGGCUGCCGAAAGGUGUUGUGCAAGAACAUCGCACUCUUUGUUCCGCAGCAAAUGCUCAGUCGGGAGGCAUGCAAAUGUUCAAGGGCUCGAGAAUUCUCCAAUUUUCAGCUCAUGUUUUUGAUGUCAGUGUCAUUGAGAUUGUCAAUGCACUGGUUUUGGGAGCCUGUAUCUGCAUUCCAUCUGAUGAAGACAGGCUGAACAACCUUGCUGGAUUUGUGACAGAAUCCCAAGCAGACUGGGCCUUCUUCACGCCGUCCUUCGCACGCACCCUUGAUCCUGGCGACCUGCCAAGCUUGAAGACAGUCUGCAUGGGCGGCGAGGCCAUGACCGUCGACAACAUCGAGACCUGGGCUAGUCGCGUCCAACUCAUCAACGCCUAUGGGCCCUGCGAGGGUAGCGUAUGUACUGUGACUCGAAUGAGUAACGUGGAGUUCCUUGUGGGUGACAGUAUUGGCCAUGGUCUAAAUUGUCAUGUCUGGAUCGUGGAUCCCGAUACCCACGAAAGACUGCUUCCCAUUGGAAGCAUUGGUGAGAUCCUGAUCGAUGGACCCAGUGUUGCUCGCGGAUAUCUAGGGGACCCGGAGAAAACUAGCAAGUCGUUCAUCGCCGACCCCUCGUGGACGAGUAAUCUCAAUUUUGGAGAAGAAUCAAGGAGGAUGUACAAGACUGGAGAUCUCGGCAGAUUCAACUCAGAUGGCUCAGUUUCAUACCUCGGACGCAAAGAUACCCAGAUCAAGCUUCGCGGUCAAAGAAUUGAGCUGGGAGAGAUCGAACAUCGACUCAUCGACAUCCUCCCAGCUGGCUCUCUUGUAGCCGUUGAUGUCUUGUCUCUUUCGAGAUCCUCCAGCAAGCAUUUGGUUGCGUUUAUUCAGCUUGGCGGUCUAUUUGACAACUUCUCAGAGCGUAAGAACGCUGUUGAUGAUAUGGCGAGCCAACUGAAGACGGAGCUGUUAUCCGUUCUGCCUAUCUACAUGGUACCUGCUCACUUUCAAUGUCUUGAGUCUCUGCCAUUCGGUACGACUGGGAAGCUCGAUCGGCGAAAACUCAAAGAAUACGCCGCAAACUUGGAUACUCUGCAUGGUCUGGGUACUGCUCCAAAUGAGGGCGAAUGCAGAGACUUCGAGUUUGGAGGUAGUCUACUUCCUGAUGAAGACAUCGCCUUGUCUAUCAGCAACAAGUUAGCUGAAUUAUUGUCGAGGAAUGACCCAGAAAGAAAGCAGUCCUUGCGUGGGAGUAAUUUCAACCCCUUCUAUGCCGGUAUGGACUCCGUCCAAGUCGUCUCACUUUCUACCUUUGUUCGGAAGACCUAUGGGAUAAGUCUUCCGAUCAAGAAGUACAUGAACAGUGCAGCGACUAUUCGGGAUAUUGCUCGGUGGAUCGCUGAGGAUCGCCAGGUUCCCAAACAGAACGACGGGCUCGAGCUUCUGGAUGAGAUCGAGAAGUAUGACAAGUCGCUUCCAGCACUUCGACCCCAAAACGCAGCAUGGAAUGAGAAGUUCAGCCCAAAAGCGGUAUUUUUGACAGGAGCAACUGGGUUCCUCGGCAAUCAGCUUCUCUGCCAGCUCUUAGAGCGUCCAGGAGUAUCCAAGGUCGUCACUUUGGUGAGAGGUUCAACAGCUGCGCAUGCCACUGAAAGACUUUUCUCGCUUGCGCGUGGCAGUAGCUGGUGGCGCGAGGUAUAUACUUGCCGCAUCGAAGUUUGGCACGGUGAUCUGUCUCUCCCACACCUUGGCCUAGAAGACACGCAAUGGUCUCGACUGGACGGGUCAGGUACUGAAGAUGACUUGAUCGACGCUGUGGUUCAUAACGGUGCAGUUGUCAACUGGAUGGCGGACUAUCAUGCCCUGAUACCGGCCAACACGAUAUCUACCGUUCAACUCCUCACUGCCGUCGCGAGGGCAUGCGCCACCCGACCGGUGCGCUUUACUUAUGUCUCGGGAGGCCAUCUCUCGACUUCCCCUGACAAUGUCAACGAAGUUGCAGAGGAGCUCAAGUCGUACCCAGCAUACAGCCAGACGAAGUUUGUCUCUGAGAUUCUCGUGGCGCGUUUUGCUCAGCGUCUCGCUCAAGCCGGCCAUAGGGCUCUUGUUUCCAUUGUGAAGCCAGGUCUGAUCAUGGGUAGUUCCUCUGAUGGGAUCUCCAAUACAGACGACUUCCUCUGGCGUGUGACAGCCAGUGCCCUUGACAUUGGUCUUCGUGUUGACGAGGACCCCGGCUCGUGGAUAGCUGCGGCCGGUGUUGACCUGGUUGCGAAGAUUAUCCUGGACAGCUGCCUACUCCAAUCCGCCGACUGUGGCGCCAGUGUCUCCAAAAAGAUCUUGAGCGGCGUCAGUCUGGGCGACUACUGGGACAUCGUUGCCAAAGAGACUGGACGUGUCACAGAACCUUCAGACGCAACGAAUUGGUUGGACGCCCUACAGUGUGAGGUUGAGGGGAAGGGGUCGAGUCACAGAAUGUGGCCGGUGAUGCACUUCGUUGAGGAUAAAAGAGGCAUUCUUGGCCAGCCUUUAGGUGCAAUGACUGCUGAAGAUCAAGACGAACAUCAAGCUGUUGUUCGAAGAGCUUUGCGAAAGAGCUUGCAGUAUCUAGUAGCCAUUGGGUACAUGAAUACCAGCCGAACGAGUAGCGAGGACGGCGACAAUGCCAGUGAGCCCGGUCUUGUGGUUCCUGGGCCCCUAGUCUUUUCGCGGACUCCGACGACUCCGAUCUGGAACCAGACGACUGAUCCAAAGCGUCUUGGGUAUGGAGACCACAGUGAACAAAAGCUGGGAUUGUCGGUAACAGGUGCGCCGCGAUCUCCGAGUCCCUUGUGCAACAGCCGUAGGGGGAGAUGA